Molecule: messenger RNA, 1776 nt
Organism: Paracoccidioides brasiliensis Pb18
Exons: 8
Coding region: 1-1776 (591 amino acids)
Biological process (GO): transmembrane transport
Molecular function (GO): transmembrane transporter activity
Source: RefSeq, a predicted model, not a curated record
AUGCCGCAUAGGAUUGCGAACUCAUCUAAAGCGCGGACUCGCGCGCAAGAUGAGAGAGCGGUACCAAAUUCCGAGGCCGAGAAGGAAUUAAGAGAACCGAGUGUACAUCUCCAGCAACCCCAAAGUACAGCAGUAACAUCGCAAUCAGGAAAGUGUGCUGAAGAUACCAUCAAGGCGGAACAGCCAAGGCCAGUAGAACAACUGGAAGACGAAAUACAAUAUCACUAUCUGACCUUUGACACCUUAUUGCCCUCUCCUACUGGCAUCUCAAUUCCCCGAUCAAAUAAGCAGCCACCUCCCAACCCGCCCGAUCUACGACCAUAUAUUUCUUCUCCCUAUACAUGGCAGAGGUCCCGCAAAAGGGUUAUAACGGCGCUAUCGUGCCUUGUUACGUGUCUGGCCUCAGUGGCGGCGGGUGCCUAUAGCCCCCCUGAGAAGAUACUCACAGAAGCAUGGGGGAUAAGUAGUGUGGUAUACAAUCUCGGAAUCACAUUGUGUAAUAUUGGAUUUGCUAUUUCGCCAAUGGUGUCGGCGCCGUUUUCAGAACUCAAUGGACGGAGGCCAUUGCUUGUAUGUAGCGGGAUAAUAUUUUCGAUUAGCCAACUAGGCUGCGCUGUUACAGAAUCGUUUGCUGGCAUGCUGGUUGCUCGAUUCUUCCUUGGAGUGGGAGGCUCAACCUACUCAUCCAUUAUUGGCGGGGUGCUCAGCGACGUCUACAUUACCGAGGAGCGCAAUACUCCCAUGGCCCUAUUCUCAGGAGCUGUCUUCUUCGGUACCGGCUUUGGCCCCAUGGUUUCCAGCUUUAUUGUCUAUCACGUCUCCUGGCGUUGGGUAUUUUACAUGCAGGCGAUUCUAUCAGCAGCGGUUACCGCAGCAGUUGUGGUAUUUUUCAACGAGACGCGUGGCAAUGUGCUGCUGAGCCGAAAGGCGCAAAUGCUAAACAAAUGGUAUGAAAAGCUUGAGGAAGCUGGAUAUAUUGGUGUCGAUAUGCCUGUGGAUGGGCAGCCGCUUUCUGCGGAGGGAUUGCGACAAACACAGCGAAUUAGAUGGAAGGUCAAGGCAGAUGAGGAGAGAGAGAGUAUUGCCAAGGUCAUUGCGAUCUCGCUCUGUCGACCGUUUCACCUGCUCGUUACAGAGCCUGUCCUCUUCUUCUUUUCUCUCUGGGUCUCAUUUAGCUGGGCAGUUUUGUAUCUUCAAUUCGGUUCCAUUCCGCUUGUUUUUGAAACCAAUCACGGAUUCAACCUGCAACAAUCCGGUGCUGUUUUCACAUCAAUCUCCGUCGGCGGUAUAAUUGCCACAUGCAUGAGUAUUUGGCAAGAAAAUCUAGUCAGGCGCCUAGGUAAACUAUCCAACACCCCUGAGGACCGCUUAUACUUUGUAUGCAUCACGUCGAUCUUGAUGCCGGCGGGAAUGUUCUGGUUUGGAUGGACGUCUUUCUCCUCCAUACAUUGGAUUGUCCCUUGUCUUGGCUUGGUCUGUGUUACUAUUGGCAUACACUCGAUUUACCUAGCGGUGUUUAACUAUCUGGCGGAUACGUACCAUCGGUACGCCAGCUCGGCAUUAGCGGCGCAGUCGUUCUGUCGAAAUAUUCUUGGCGGUAUAUUCCCACUCAUAGUGCGAGCCAUGUUCAUCAAUCUUGGGUAUCCAGGGGCAUCAAGCUUGCUGGGAGGGAUCGGCUCAGUACUCACGAUCGUGCCGUGGGUGCUUGUAUUCUUUGGCCCGAAGAUCAGGGCUCAGAGCAAGAUUGCAAGUGAAAUCAUGAAUGAAGGUGAAUGA